AUGAUUUUCGCGGACUAUGAUAUCAUAAAAGAAGCAUUUGGCAAAAAAGAGUUGUCCAAUCGUCUGUACUCUGAGAAGAUUCAAGUGGACAAUGAUCGCUUUUUGAAAGAUUGGGGAAUUAUUGAUACAGCCGAGUCAAUUCUUGGAAAAGAUGACAGACUAGUCAAAAACGGGGUUGGUAUUUCCGAAGGCAUCGGGGACGGAUACUACGACGCAACUCAUCGAAGAUUGCGUGUCCAUUGGCAUGACACAAUCAAACGCCUCGUCGGGAGAAACAAGAUCUCGGAAAUUAUCCAGCAUAGCUCAGCACAAGUCAAUGCUAUUCUCAAGGCAGAAGGCUCUGUUCCACAAGGAAUUGACCCAAGAGAAGUCUUUGUCAAUGGAACGAUGAAUGUAGUCACAGGGUUCUCCUUAGGAAUCCUCUAUGAUUUCGACGAUCCAGAUUUCCAAGAUCUUUCCCGCUACGUUUCUGUCUUCUUCGAAAACAUGCGUGAGAUGUACGUCUGGAAACUGCUUGUCGAUAAUCUUCCUGUAUGGAUGACACAGAGCAAGCUCCUCACUCCAUUACACAAUCUGAAUCCGAUGAAGAAAUUUGUGCCUGACUGGUGUCAAUAUAUCUUCCGACAAAUUAAAAUCCACAGGCAAAAACUUGACCCUGCCAAUCCGAAUGAUUUUCUCGAUAUACUUCUCAUCGCUGCUGAAGGAGACAGCGAACUUGGAUACUUUACUAUUGCUUCGACAAUCAUUGCACUUUAUCUUGGAGCGAGUGAUACCCUUACAAAUACAAUGCGCUGGAUGAGCUUGACGCUUGCGGACCAUCCUGAAGUGCAAGAAAAAAUCUUUGAAGAAAUUAACAGAUCAAUCGAAAAGGAUGGCGAGAUUAUCCGAGAAAAGUGUCCCUACACACGAUCCGUUUGCCUCGAAAAUAUGAGGUGGCAUCCUGUGGUCGACACUUUGCCCCACAGAGCGACAGCCGACGUCACUGUCGCUGGAGUCAAUAUUCCCAACGGAACCAUUAUGCAAGCCGCACUUACUGCUGUUAUGUAUGACCCGAAAAACUUCCCGAAUCCUGAGAAAUUUAUUGCGGAUCGCUUUGUCGUUGAUGGCGAGUUUGUCAAUGAUGUCAAGGUCUGUGGAUUCUCUCUUGGCCUAAGAAACUGUAUUGGGAAACAGCUUGCGAUCGAACAAUACUUCACUUACACUGCUAAUAUCGUUCGCGACUUCAAAAUAAUCAGAACAAGUGGAAAUAUGGAAAUUGCGAAUCACACCGCAAUUCUGAUGCCCGCCGAAAUUAACAGAGUACGAUUUGAAAAACGACGCCCUAAUUGA
This is a messenger RNA of Oikopleura dioica, 1329 nucleotides long. Lineage: Eukaryota; Metazoa; Chordata; Appendicularia; Copelata; Oikopleuridae. The record is from the annotation of a GenBank genome assembly.